CAAAACACACAACGCACAAACCUUGCAGAAGAAGCGGAACGUCUUCUCAAACCUACUAUCAAGUCCAGUUGACUUUGCUCUACUCUACCUACAAGAAGAAGAAGAAGAAGAAGCUAAAGGAGGAGUAAACGAGAAAACAACGCCAGAUACUUUGUGAGUCAAUUGCUGUCGAAAACAGCAGAAGGACCAAGAAGUGUAGUUGUAAAUGUGGGAGAAUGUGUGACGUGCAGGAGCUCACGUGUCUGGUCCAGCAGCAAGAGGCUGCGGCGGCUCGAGACACAUCGGAUCUGUUUGAAAGGACGUUAGCGGCGCACGAGGAGCAGCUGCGGCAGUUAAGAGAUGAGAACGAGCGGCAGAGAAAGCAGCUGGACGCUCUUUUACAGCCUCAAGUUCGACUAGAAAGAGCAGUGUUGCCUGAGCAGCUGCUGGUGAUUAAAGAAGAGGUUCCCCCUGAGCAGCAGGAGCACAGCCCCAGUGUGAAGCAGGAGGAACCAGAGCCCCCCCACAUUAAAGAGGAACAGGAGGAGCUCAAUAUCACCAAGGAUAUCCCAUUCAGUCCUGCCCCUGUGAAGAGUGAAGAUGAGGAAGAGAGAGCUCAGUCCUCACAGCUUCAUCAAAGCCAAACUGAGGAGAACACAGAGGCAGAGCCUCCGGCCAGCAGCUCCACUGAAACAGAAGCUGAUGAAGAGGAUUUCCAAGCAAGUAGUGAUGGCCAGCUGCUCUCUUCACACUCCUCUGAAUCUGAGACUGAAGACAGUGAAGAUGACUUGGAGGAGACUGGAGAGCCUCAGUCAGGUUUAGCCUCAGUGAGUGAAGUCUUUUUCAGCCAUGACAGGUCUGAGGCUGGAGAGAAGCCAUCUUCCUGCUCUGUGAAGAGAGAGAAACAGUUAAGCUGCUCAGUCUGUGCUAAGAGAUUUAAACAUAAAAUUUCCUUAAACCGACACAUGAGAGUCCACACAGGAGAGAACACUUUAAGCUGCUCAGUCUGUGCUAAGAGAUUUACAGGGAAAAGUCAAUUAAACAGUCAUAUGAGAGUCCACACAGGAGAGAAACCUUUUAGCUGCUCAGUUUGUGGUAACAGUUUUACACAGAAAUCUAUCUUAAAUACACACAUGAGAGUCCACACAGGAGAGAAACCUUUCAGCUGCUCAGUCUGUGCUAAGAGAUUUACACAUAAAAUUUGCUUAAACAGACACAUGAGAGUCCACACAGGAGAUAAACCUUUCAGCUGCUCAGUCUGUGCUGAGAGAUUUACAUGGAAAAGUGAUUUAAACACUCAUAUGGUAGUCCACAGAGGAGAUAAACCUUUCAGCUGCUCAGUCUGUGCUAAGAGAUUUACAGGGAAAGGUGAUUUAAACACUCAUAUGAGAGUCCACACAGGAGAGAAACCUUUUAGCUGCUCGAUUUGUGGUAAACAUUUUACACAGAGAUCUGGCUUAAAUAAACAUGUGAGAGUCCACACAGGAGAGAAACCAUAUCACUGCUCAAUCUGUGCUAAGACGUUUGCACGGAAAGGUCAAUUAAACACUCAUAUGGAAGUCCACACAGGAGAGAGACCUUUCAGCUGCUCGAUUUGUGGUAAAUAUUUUUCACAGAAAUCUAACUUAAAAAAACACAUGAUUGUCCACACAGGUGAGAAACCUUUUAGCUGCUCGAUUUGUGCUAAACAUUUUUCACAGAAAUAUGACUUAACUAAACACAUAAGUGUCCACACAGGAGAGAAACCUUUCAGCUGCUCAAUUUGUGGUAAAAGUUUCAGACAGAAAGGUCACCUAAAUGAACACAUGAGUGUCCACACAGGAGAGAAACCUUUCAGCUGCUCAAUUUGUGGUAAAAGUUUUAAACAGAAAGGUAACUUAAAUAUACACAUGAGAGUCCACACAGAAGAGAAACCUUUCAGCUGCUCAAUUUGUGGUAAAAGUUUUACACAGAAAGGUAACUUAAAUACACACAUGAGUGUCCACACAGGAGAGAAAACCUAGCUGCUUGAUUUGUGGUAAACAUGUUUCAGAUAAAGGUCACACAAGUGCACACAAUUGUUCACUCAGGAGAGAAACCUUUCAGCUGCUCAGUCUGUUAUCAAACUUUUACAUGUAAAAGUCACAUAAACAGACACAUGAGAAUCCACUCAGGAGAGAAACUGGGCAGCAGCAGUGUGUGUGGGAGAAGUUUGUGCAGGCAUGACCGUGUUAAAAGUCUCAAGUGUGUUGGUGAGAGCAGCAGCAGCUGAAGCUGCAGAUCUGCUGCUUGAACUGAAUUGUUCAACAGGACAACAAACUAGAAAACAUGAUGACUGUCCAUCACUCAGGAUGAGGAAACUCAAACUCUUCUCAGUCAGUGUUGUUGUUGGAGAUGCAGCCACAUGUGAACACUGCUCACACACAUCUUGUGUUAAUGCAGGCUCAUUGAAGAGAGAAAUUCUUGUUGCUCCUGUUUGCCUCAAAUUCAGGUUUAUGUUUCCUUGUCACUUUGAUCAUCUGAUACAUGUAAGUUAAUGUUCUGGCCAGCAACUCAACAUUUGUCAUUCUUUACUGGAAUUAUAUUGUUAGACAUCAAUGUAG
Myripristis murdjan (pinecone soldierfish) is the source of this 2561-nucleotide messenger RNA. Its product is annotated as gastrula zinc finger protein XlCGF57.1-like. Gene Ontology annotation, molecular function: RNA polymerase II cis-regulatory region sequence-specific DNA binding; DNA-binding transcription factor activity, RNA polymerase II-specific. The transcript is spliced from 2 exons. Gene Ontology annotation, cellular component: nucleus. The record is from RefSeq and is a predicted model, not a curated record. Bases 216 to 1982 code for a protein of 588 amino acids. Gene Ontology annotation, biological process: embryo development; regulation of transcription by RNA polymerase II. NCBI's taxonomy places the organism in Eukaryota, Metazoa, Chordata, Actinopteri, Holocentriformes, Holocentridae.